AAGACACCACCACCAUGCAGGCUCCCUCAAGAUCAUUACAGAAAGUGUUAGACUCACCACACAGUCUCAUCUGGUGCUGCUGCAUGACAUUGGUCCACAUUCUUUGAACGCCGCCCUUCCUUUUUGUACGGCUGUCUGCAAUGUCGUCCUUCUUCUUCUCUACACCGGUCGACAUCGACAUCGUACUUGACAAUGCCGAUGAUCGCCAGACAGUCGAUGUCAAGCUUGACAAGAGCCGACGCGAAAAGGCGCCCCUCUAUUUCGAUGGCGAGUCCGUCAAGGGUGCGGUCACAAUCAGACCCAAGGAUGGGAAGCGCUUGGAGCAUACGGGCAUCAAGGUUCAGUUCGUGGGUUUAAUAGAAAUGUUCUUCGAUCGCGGAAACCACUAUGAAUUCCUUUCUCUCGGCCAAGAGCUCGCGGCUCCUGGCGAACUACAACAUCCUCAGACUUUCCCCUUCAACUUCAAGAACGUCGAGAAGCAAUACGAAUCAUACAAUGGCAUCAAUGUCAAGCUUCGCUACUUUAUCCGCGUCACUGUGUCGAGAAGAAUGGCCGAUGUGAUACGAGAGAAGGACAUUUGGGUAUACACAUACCGGAUACCUCCCGAGACAAACAGCUCGAUCAAGAUGGACGUUGGCAUCGAGGACUGUCUGCACAUUGAAUUCGAAUAUUCCAAGAGCAAAUACCACCUGAAAGAUGUGAUCGUCGGCAGAAUAUACUUCUUGCUGGUCAGAUUAAAGAUCAAGCACAUGGAAUUGUCCAUUAUUCGGCGGGAGACGACGGGUGUCGCUCCAAACCAGUACAACGAAAGUGAAACGUUGGUACGAUUCGAGAUCAUGGAUGGGUCUCCAUCAAGAGGAGAAACGAUACCAAUACGAUUGUUCCUCGGUGGCUUCGAUCUUACGCCAACGUUCCGAGAUGUCAACAAGAAGUUCUCCACCAGAUACUACCUGAGCCUGGUUUUGAUUGAUGAAGAUGCGCGACGAUACUUUAAGCAAUCCGAAAUCGUGCUAUUUCGACAGGCACCCGAGCUCGCUCCCCAACUAGCGCUCGAUAAUCCAGGCAUUGGUGGCAAACUUCCCGAUCCAGUCCCGCCGGUACCUGCUUGAUUUGAUUCAUCCGGAGACGGAAUCUUGGUUUUUACUUCACCGCCAUUACACAUCACAUAUCAUCUGUCCAGGCCUGGAACCUGGAGAAAAAGGUCACCUGGAUGACAAUGACAUUCGACCCUUGCAUGCAUGUAGCUGUUGGGGCCUCAGCUGUAUCUAUCUGCACGGUGUGAUCGGGAAUCCCAAACAUGCCAUCAUUACUGGGGGGCGUGCCGAGGGCCUCGUGAUCAGGCCGAAAAGGGCCAUGGCUAGCUGGGGCGUUGCUUUACCGCCAUUUUGAUACCCCUCGACCUUUGGGCCUAUGUAGGCAUCCCAUCAGGCAGGGAUGCAUUGGGUCUCCUGCGCCCGAAAGACGUUGCUGCCCCGUAGUCUACCUAGUGAAUGGCACGGGGAGAUUUUCUAGUUUAGACGAACACUGGGGAAAAAAGCGCAACUUUGCAACCCUGGAGGUGUGAUUGAACCUUGUUUUUUCUUCAACGUGGC
Molecule: messenger RNA, 1592 nt
Organism: Exophiala oligosperma
Lineage: Eukaryota; Fungi; Ascomycota; Eurotiomycetes; Chaetothyriales; Herpotrichiellaceae
Exons: 5
Coding region: 141-1109 (322 amino acids)
Biological process (GO): retrograde transport, endosome to Golgi; intracellular protein transport
Cellular component (GO): endosome; retromer complex
Source: RefSeq, a predicted model, not a curated record